AUGAAGAAACAAAACGUCCGGACCUUGUCGCUCAUCCUCUGCAUGCUCUCCUACUUGCUGGUAGGCGCCGCCGUCUUUGACGCGCUUGAGUCGGAGACGGAAAGCGCCCGCAGGCGCUACUUGGAGCAGAAGCGCAACGAGAUGAAAAAGAAGUACUUCUUCUCCGAGGACGACUACCGAGAUAUCGAGCGGGUGGUACUGCAAGCGGUGCCCCAUCGAGCCGGGAGACAGUGGAAAUUUGCCGGUUCUUUUUACUUCGCGAUUACAGUAAUCACCACCAUCGGUUACGGUCACGCAGCACCAAGCACAGACGCAGGAAAGGUGUUCUGCAUGUUCUACGCAGUCCUGGGAAUUCCUCUGACUUUGGUCAUGUUCCAGAGCCUGGGAGAGAGGAUGAACACAUUUGUGCGCUAUCUCCUCCAGAAGACCAAGAAGUGCCUGGGCUUUAAAAAUACAGCGGUGUCCAUGGAGAACAUGGUUAUCGUGGGAUUCUUGUCUUGUAUUGGUACACUGUGCGUGGGGGCUGCCGCUUUUGCUCACUUUGAGGGAUGGAGCUUCUUCCACGCUUACUACUACUGCUUCAUCACCCUCACUACGAUCGGCUUCGGAGACUUUGUGGCUUUGCAGAAAAAGGAGGACCUCCAGGAGAAAACCUUCUAUGCGGUUUUUAGCUUCAUGUACAUCCUGGUAGGACUUACAGUCAUAGGGGCCUUCCUGAACUUAGUGGUGCUCCGCUUCCUCACCAUGAACAGUGAAGACGAACGCAGAGAUGCUCAACAGAGGGCAUCCCUGAAGAGAGACAGAGGCCUUUUAGAUGGAGCUUCCCACCUUCAUGCUAUGGGCGAGCGCAGCAGGAACGACUGCAGGGAAAGGCACAGUUACAACGCAGCGUACAGUCACAGCCAGAGUCCGCUGUUUGUGCCAAUGGAGGGGGGAACGAGUCGGACCAACCUGAUCGGCUCGUCGGCGGACAACCACGAGCGAGGGGGAAGCCCCUGCAGACUGCGCUUGGAGGUGACGCCGGACGGAUGCAAGCCGGAGUCGAGCCUCAGCUCGCUCUGCUCCUGUGUGUGCUUCCCCAUGGACAUUUGCGAUAGCCCCAGCAGUCAAUGCAAAAGCAACCAUGUCAGAUCUGUCUACUACAACUCAGUCUCCUAUAGGAUCCACAGCAGCUCCCCGGGCUCCAGGAACAAUACAGGACUGUCUUCCCCAGGAGCAACGCACUCACCAGGGCGUAGCUUCCAGGGGUUCCCUCGAACAAGGAGAAUGUCAGUGUGAAGGACGAUUUAUAAGCGCGUUUGCUCAUACAAGCGAUUUUGUUGAUAAAGCACA
Messenger RNA from Syngnathus typhle (broad-nosed pipefish), 1332 nucleotides. RefSeq names its product potassium channel, subfamily K, member 15 (gene kcnk15). The transcript is spliced from 2 exons. The record is from RefSeq and is a predicted model, not a curated record. Gene Ontology annotation, biological process: potassium ion transmembrane transport; stabilization of membrane potential. Bases 1 to 1278 code for a protein of 425 amino acids. Gene Ontology annotation, cellular component: membrane. NCBI's taxonomy places the organism in Eukaryota, Metazoa, Chordata, Actinopteri, Syngnathiformes, Syngnathidae. Gene Ontology annotation, molecular function: potassium ion leak channel activity.